AUGGCGACGUUUCUCAUGAACUCGAUGGAACCGGUGAUAUUGCGUUGUUCUUAUCAACUAAUCGCAAGGUUUUACCAUAUAACUACAGUUGGCACUUGCAGACCUCAGAAAUUUCGUACAACUUUCAAGGAUAGAAAUGUAACUGCAGUGAACAAUUUAUAUGAUUCAUAUGACAUCAUUCGAUUCUUAGCUGAAAAGCAGUCGUGUCCAUAUUUUCCAGUGAAUUUGGGAUCACAUUUUCCAAAGUUACAAACUCUUCUUAUCUGGAAUUCAAAUCUACAAUUUCUCUUCAGCAAUGAUCUUGAUGGAUUGAAUAACUUAGAAGAGCUUGAUGUUUCAUAUAAUCCAAUUGAGUAUUUGCAAGAAAUUUUAUUCAAGGGAAAUAAUAAGCUUACUACAUAG
Molecule: messenger RNA, 402 nt
Organism: Clunio marinus
Lineage: Eukaryota; Metazoa; Arthropoda; Insecta; Diptera; Chironomidae
Source: the annotation of a GenBank genome assembly